UCCGGAUCCGGAUCCGCCCAGCCUGGCGUCACAGCACCGACAAGAUGGCCGGGAGUACUGGGCGAAAGUGAGAGGAAACAAAAACACUGGCGUGCUACCCUUGCCGCAGAUGCCAGACCUGUAGAGCUGCAGAAGACGAAUUGGUGCACAGAUAAACGCUGGGCGGUCGGUUUAUUCAAGACUCCGUUCUUGGGGUGACAUCUGCGGUAUGCAGACAAAUUGUGCUCCAAGCCAUCUCGCUGACAGAACGUUUGUCAGGUCGUCUGCGUUGGCUAGCUAGCUAGUGAGCUAACCAUGUUAGCUAGCUGACAACACCGUGAGUGAGAGAAUACGCGUUCAGAAAGUGACAGUUAGGUAUUUUUGAAAUAAACAGUCGUUGCUUCUUCUUCGUUCCCGAGAACUAAAAUUUGCUGCAUCAGCAUAACUUCCCCGAGUGGGAAAUUGGAUUUAACGCACUAGUUGACGCGUAGCCAACUGGUUAGCAAGCUAACAUUGCGGAUUUCUUGCUCGCAGCUUCAGAGUUAGCGUUAGCAAACGUCUGUUAGCUUGCUCAGCUGUUUUGGGUGACUUGGGGUUGUUCCGACACAGGAAAGGUACACCCGUGUGUGUGGGAAGGACAUUUUCCUCUUACGUAAAAGUACCGGAGACGGUUCUCAGUAGGCCUCGGUAAACAGGUGUCGUGGAGGAUUGCUUACAUUGACGGCACCACAGCCGGGGCUGUAAACACAAGUCAAGACGAGGAGAUCUCAGCCCUGCGUUGUUGGACGAGUCGCAGUUCCGGGCAGCAGCAGCAGCAUCAUGGCCCAUUCUCCCGUUCAGGGUAACCUGCCAGGGAUGCAGAACGCCAAAGUGGACCCGGAGGAGCUGUUCACCAAGCUGGAGCGCAUUGGCAAGGGUUCCUUUGGCGAGGUGUUCAAAGGCAUCGAUAAUCGCACCCAGAAAGUAGUGGCCAUCAAGAUCAUAGACCUGGAGGAAGCCGAAGAUGAGAUUGAAGACAUCCAGCAGGAGAUCACGGUUCUUAGCCAGUGUGACAGCCCCUUUGUCACCAAGUACUACGGCUCAUACCUGAAGGACACAAAGUUAUGGAUCAUUAUGGAGUAUUUAGGUGGAGGCUCAGCAUUAGACUUGAUGGAGCCCGGAGCUCUGGAUGAGACCCAAAUUGCCACGAUCUUGAGAGAGAUCCUCAAGGGCCUGGAGUAUCUGCACUCUGAGAAGAAAAUCCACAGGGAUAUCAAAGCUGCCAAUGUGCUGCUGUCUGAGCAAGGCGAGGUGAAGCUGGCAGACUUUGGGGUGGCGGGCCAGCUCACCGACACCCAGAUCAAGCGCAACACCUUUGUUGGCACACCCUUCUGGAUGGCCCCCGAGGUCAUCAAACAGUCGGCCUACGACUCUAAGGCUGAUAUCUGGUCUCUAGGCAUCACAGCCAUUGAGCUGGCAAAAGGCGAGCCGCCUCACUCAGAGCUCCAUCCCAUGAAGGUUUUAUUCCUCAUCCCAAAGAACAACCCGCCUACGCUGGAGGGAAACUACAGCAAACCGCUUAAGGAGUUUGUCGAGGCCUGUCUCAACAAAGAGCCCAGUUUUAGGCCAACUGCCAAAGAGCUGUUGAAGCAUAAGCUGAUCGUUCGCCAUGCGAAAAAGACCUCCUACCUGACCGAGCUGGUGGACAAGUACAAGAGGUGGAAGGCAGAGCAGUCCAGAACCACAGAGUCCAGUUCUGAUGAGUCUGACUCAGAGCAAGAUGGGCAAGCGUCGGGAGGGAACGACUUUGGCAGUGAUGACUGGAUCUUCACCAUCCGAGAGAAGGACCCCAAGAAGCUACAGAAUGGGGAGGGACAGUCAGGGGCCACAGAUCAGACAAAAGACAUUCCAAAGAGGCCUUAUUCACAGAGCCUGUCCACAGUCAUCUCUCCGGCAUUAGCUGAGCUGAAGGCGAGACAGGAGCAGGUGAAUGGGAACCCCAUGGUCCUAGAUGACCUGAGGGAGGCCAUUCUGCUGGCUGAGGAGGCCUACCCUGGCAUCUCCGAUUCCCUGGUGGCCCACAUGGUCCACAGGCUUCAGAGUUUCUCCACAAGCAGGACGUCCUCCUCCUCCCCAUAGUGAUUGGCUCUCUGCCCCAGCCCUGCUCUCCCAGGCCCCCACCCCCCCACCCCCAACACCACAGCCAGGUCAGAGGGUUAAAAGUCAGGGGUCAACUCAUUCAAUACCAGCUGACCGUGUUUGACCUCCCGUGUGGGGGGGUGCUAACAUAGCCUGUAAAAAUGACUGAACUCCAAAGCGGAGGAUAGCAGAGAAACUCUGGAGAGCAUCUUUUAGCCACUUAUGAGAGGGGAAGUUUGGGGGGGGGGGCAGCAAACCCCUUGGAAUCGGCUGUGAUGGGACAAGACUCAAAGUCAGAGCAACCCGCCAGAAAAACAUUAACAGCCAAGUCAGACUCUGGGCUCUGUAGAUGCGAGACUUCUCCAGUCUCACAGCACGGAGUCUCCACAUGGAAUUUGCUCGACGAGGAGCUGAAAAUCGCCCCCCAAAUGCAAGACAAGACUUCAGUCCCCCUCUUAAUGCAGGCGUCAUAUCCCCAGAACCUCUGAAAGCAUGCGUGAUGAACCUGCAGGGAUACUAUCUUAGUGUGCGCGUGCUAAAAUGCACAACAUGUGUGUGGGCACCCGCGAGCGUGUCCGUGUGUGUGUGUGCACGUGUGCUCUUGCGUAUGUAAGACUCCCUGUUAAGGCAAAUUGCAGCAUUUUUAAUGAAACCUCAGGUAAAGUGCUUUAAGUGGACUUUGUCCUCCAAGGCAGUGGGAGGAGGGGGAUUGGGGGGUCGCCGUGCUGUACAUGAUUACAAGUUGUCAUUGCGGGAAAUGAAUCACUGUGUACAAAAUGGUCAUGCGCAUUUUGUAGAUAUUGAUAAUGUUUAAAAGUAGAUAUUUAAAGAUUUCAAGAAUUACUCCAACAGAAAACAGAAAAUGCCUUGCCUUUUUACACACACCUACGUUCUGGCAUUUCAUCACAGAUUUAGUUUGUUUUAUUUACUCGUCAGUGAGUGAAAUUCAGUUCAGUAUUCAUCAGUGUUUUCUUUCUAAGUGACUGUCUCCAAUCUUCCAUUUCAAUCACCUGCUGAAUCAUCAGACUAUGAUACUAAGCUUACUUUGUGUAGAGGCAGAAGCUUUUCCUUUGUUUUUGUAGUAGGGGGGGAAAACUCCUACCUGUACUUAUACAAUUUUAGACAACUUAAGUCAGUUUUUAAAUUGUGUAGGACACGAAUGAAGGUAGAUGUGUCAGCAGUGGCUCGUAACAAUAUUGAGUGGAGCCUAGGACAAUUACAAGGAGAGGAACCACUAUAGGCGGUUGAAUGCUGAUAUCAUGUGAAGUAUUAUUUUUGUUCCUUGGCUUAUAAUUUAUCCUCAGCAUUACUUACAAAACUGAAGUGGGGGUGAGGAAUAAGUGGCAAGGACCAUUGUGGGCCAUCCCAUCGUAACACUUGUUCAUGGCUAAACUGCACCGUAUAUCAGGACAGGCCAAGCUGCAGAAAUCAACGCCAUCCUUGUUUCCUCACUCCAUACGUGGGUUCUAAUUUCCACACCAUGCUAUAGAAGUGCCAUGUCCUCUUUUAUGCUUUCACCAGAUGUUUGUAGUAUGAUUUGCACCUUUUUUUUUUUUUUUUUCUUUUUUCUUUUUUCUAAUUUUCAGAUCAGUUUUUUGCACUUUGAAAGUGUGUCGAGUAUUUAAAGAAACCUGUAAGAGGAAAAAACACAAAACGAAAAAAGUUGCUAAUAGCCAUGUUUUACUAUAUAUGUUUACUUAAGAGUUCCAGAAUUUACUACUGUGCUAAUGCAGCAAUAAUGUUGAGGAGUUGCAGCAAGGCGCACUUGUCAACACAGGGAUUGAAUGAAAUUAAGAAAUAUCUGAUAUUUUUAUAACUGCAAAGAGUUAAGUAUGGAAAUACGGAAUGCUUUAUGGAUAUGGGCACCCGCCUCUGGCAAAAAAUAUCUAUACCUUACAGAAAAAACAUAUGCUACGGAAAUAACUACAAAAUGUGUACAUUUGGUCUCCUUUAUCAUAGCUGACAGUUUAUAGUACUGUAUAUAAUCUUUGCUUGUGUCAUUUGAGAAUUCCCAAGUUAAAUGUAAGCUCCUUGUAAGCUUUCAAAGUGACAUGAGAAAAUAAAGAUCUAAUGGUAACUGAGAACUUUGUGUCCUGUCUCAUCGUCUGAAAUGCUGAAAUGAUUAGUCUAUAGUUCAGUUAUCAAUAAACAGUAGAAGGUGCCAAACGUUGGGUGGAACUUCCCAUUCCCAUACAGUAUUCAUGUUAAAUCGUGUUUGAGCUAGCGUCAGAACCUCCAGGGGCUUUCAGGCUGUGCCACCAGAAAUCUGUUGAGCCCUCUAGGGGACACCAUUCUCCAACUCUGUCCUAACGGACCUUGAAACCGCCUUUUGAAUCCUACUCUCACACAGACAAAGAGCAGAUACUCAACCGCUUGGGCUGAACUACAUCAGCUGACCCAGCUGCCUUCAUCCGAAUGCCGUGGCCUGCCACGAAAAUUUUUGUCGGCAUUCAUGGUCUCGAGCGAGAGAGAGAGAGAGGCCUGCUGACUUUGUGGAUUCCCCCUGGCUUUCCUUCUCGCUCCAGGAGGGAGGAGGUUGAUUAUUGAUGAUCCUGAUUAUUUUUCACUUUGGGCAUGUUAGCAUUUAGUUCAAAGCACCGCUGUGUCUACAGCCCCACACAGCAGCAUGGCUGUAGACUCUUGGUUUUGUUUUAAGGCCAAACAUUCUCUGGAUAACAGUCACAGUCCUAGAUGUGUGUAAUUAGUAUUCAUAAAGGCUACAGAAACAUUAUCGGAUUUUGCUAUCCCUUUUGGAUUUCAGGAGAAUACCCAGAAUUGACAAAAUGUUAGGAACAUCCAUCAAAUAUUUCUUUUCUUGACAGCCUUCAUGCUUGUGUAAACACUGAAAUGACUCAAGUGUCUUUAUUUAGAUUCCGUAUUUCACCAUAUUUCUGAAGCAGUUUUAGCAGGUGCACCAUGGCUUACUCCAGAUAAGUGUUCACUUAUUUACAUACUGUAUGUGUCAAAGGGUUUUGUAUUCAGCAAAAUAAAUUUAUUUGAAAUUAUGCCAUUACAUAGGUUUUAUGACACCAUUCCUGAUACAGAUGUUUACUGGAUAUGCCUUACGUGUAUGGGUUUGUUAUUGUUUGUUUGUCUUCGGGUUUGUUUCUUUAUUGAAGACCUUGAUGAACAGCCACUAUCAAAGUGUAGUAUGCUCUCAGGCCAAAAUGAAAUCUGAUUUUGAAUGUGGAAUAUGAUCGAAGGUUUCUGACUGAAUAAGCAGCCUUCGGUGUAGGACUUUACCCUGGAGCAGAUGAGAACGUCGUGUAUAUUCAACAGUGACAAUAUAUUACGAUACAUACAAAA
Messenger RNA from Xiphias gladius (swordfish), 5403 nucleotides. RefSeq names its product serine/threonine kinase 24b (STE20 homolog, yeast) (gene stk24b). The coding region runs from base 799 to 2097 and encodes 432 amino acids. Gene Ontology annotation, biological process: protein phosphorylation. The transcript is spliced from 11 exons. The record is from RefSeq and is a predicted model, not a curated record. Gene Ontology annotation, molecular function: ATP binding; protein kinase activity. NCBI's taxonomy places the organism in Eukaryota, Metazoa, Chordata, Actinopteri, Istiophoriformes, Xiphiidae.